This is a messenger RNA of Antrostomus carolinensis (chuck-will's-widow), 420 nucleotides long. RefSeq names its product melanophilin. Gene Ontology annotation, cellular component: cortical actin cytoskeleton. The transcript has 3 exons. The annotation marks the transcript as partial. The record is from RefSeq and is a predicted model, not a curated record. Gene Ontology annotation, molecular function: myosin binding; actin binding. NCBI's taxonomy places the organism in Eukaryota, Metazoa, Chordata, Aves, Caprimulgiformes, Caprimulgidae.
GUGGAUGCCAGCUCCUCACCAGUGGUGGCACUGGGGAUGACAGCGAUGAUGAAGAUGAUGUCCUUCACGGAGCUGAAGCAGAAUGUUACAGCAGAAUGCGCAAGACAAAGCGCCUGCUGUCUGUCCAUCCCUUUGAUUUUGAACUGGACUCGGAGUACUCUGCUCAAUCUCGUCGCGAGUCUGUCCAGCUCUCUCCAGCAGCCAGCAGCCCGGAUGUUUUCCAGUCCUUCCCAGAUUUCCCCAGUGCAGCUGAAGAUGCCUCCCCAAAGGAAUCCAGGAUCACGGAGGCAGAUCUGGUUUUCCACCACGUCUUGCAGGAACAGGGAGCGGGUGUGAGCCCUCCGGAGCAGCACUUCAGCACAGAGGUUCGGCUCACUGUCAAUUCACGGAGAAGGAGCCUGGAAAGAAAUGUAAAACCUG